GUAAGGUAAGGUUCUUAACCGAACUAAUUGACAUGAAAGAAGUACAGAUUUGUUUACUCUAAAAUGUGGAAAAAAAACUUGUCGAUUUUGUUAUUAUUACGAAAAUGGAAGACUGGUUAAAGGAAGAGCAAGUAACCGAAAGCGAAAAUUUCGAUGGCAUUCUAGUAACGCACGAUUUAGAGGAUUGCAUUGACGAUAGUUUGGAGUAUUCCUCAUUUAACAAGGUUUACGAGGAACUGCCCCUAAGUAACUUAAGAUCUGAUAAUGAAAAUGAUCAAACAACGGCAUUUGCGGAAAAACGGGAAUAUGAUGAAAGUUUUGUCUAUAUCAACCAGUCAUUACAGCAAGAUGGAGUCUAUAUGCAUACAAAUCAAGACACAUCGGAUGAAAUGCAAGACUGCACCGCUCUGACAACAUCAAACAACGAAUCUUACUCAAAAGAUGGCCAGUUUAAUCGAUAUUCCUGCGAAUAUGGUGGCUGUGUUCGAACAUAUAGCACAGUUGGAAAUCUUCGUACUCAUAUGAAAACCCACAAAGGAGAAUACAAAUUCAAGUGCACUGAACCAAAUUGCGGCAAGGCUUUUCUUACUUCGUACAGUUUAAAAAUUCAUAUUCGCGUUCAUACCAAGGUUAAACCGUUCGAAUGUAACCACAAAGGAUGCGCGAAAGCAUUCAAUACUUUGUACCGACUGCGGGCUCAUCAAAGGUUACACAAUGGUACGACAUUCAACUGUGAAUCGAAAGGAUGCAUGAAGUUCUUCACGACUCUAAGUGACCUAAAGAAACACAUCCGCACUCACACACGUGAAAGGCCGUAUAAAUGUAUUGAAGAAGGUUGUGGUAAAGCGUUCACAGCGAGCCAUCAUUUGAAAACUCAUCGCAGAAUCCACAGCGGCGAAAAACCGUUCAUUUGCGUAGAAGAUAAUUGCAAACGCGCAUUUUCAACCCAGCAUAGUCUCAAAUCACACAUCAAAACGCAUCAACGCAUGAUAGACCAAGACAAUGAGUUGAAUAAUAACCUUAGUCAAGAUAAGGAAGCCGUAUUAAUUAAGAGUGACAUUAGUGAGGAAAAUGCUCCAAUUAAAUUUAAUGAUAAGGAAUGCGAGAAUAAUGAUAAGAGUUACAUUGUUGACUUUGAAGGCAACAUUAUCUUUCAGAACGAUUUGGUCAGUAACGUUGAUGUUAGAUGGAAAGGUUUGGAGGAUGGAGUAAAUUCUUUAUCAGAUUUACAAGCGAUGGAUAGUGGAGAUACGAAGGGAGAUGCAGAGAUAAUAUUGCCAUCUGACAAUGCUGACGAGUUUCAUACAUUCAACAGUAAUACCGAGAACAGUAUUGAGUUUAUCUCACACGAUUUUAACCAGCCGAAAUUUGCCGAAGUACAAUUGGAUAUGUCCACUUACGAAGUCGCCAAUAACUUAAAACACUAUGCAACCGUGAAUACGGCCGAACCAAUACCGAUUCAGCUUUCCUAUAACAUUGGAAGCGAAAAUAUUGAGGACAGUAAAGAAGGUGAAACAUUAGAAGACACCGAAGUCAGUUUAGAGGAAAAUUCGAUCAUCACAGAAAUCGAAAACGCCAGCUUGGAUUUAUAUGACAUAGAGCUAAAUGAUAAAUCAUCUUCCGGUAAUACGGAAUUAAAUAGUUUCGCUGUCAAUGAUAUCUUCAAUGAGGGAUCAGUAUUUCAAAAUAGUAUUGUUUGUAAAAAUGAUAAUCCAAAUGUAAAUAUUAUAAGCGUAAAAACAAUUCGUCCACCCAAUACUGUGGCGCCUGCCAGUGACAACUUGUUGGCGUUAGAUAAAAAUUCGGUAGAUCUAAAUGGUCAAAUUUACACCCCUGAAGCUUUAGAAAUGUCUCUAGCGUGCGAGGAAGAAAGUCCCUCUACUUGGAUUGAUGUUAUGAGUUUGGUUAACAACAGUCCCAUAAACGUCUUUGAGCAUUCUGCAGUCGACGAAAAUCAGGCAGUUCUUACGGGUAUUCAGUCGUAUACUAACUUAGAUGAUGCACCAUUGUUUAGUUCUGCAAACGUCGGCAUAGACAAUCCAAGUAGGUUAGCUGAUCAAACUGCACGUGGCAACAGUGUCAAGGUAAACAUUUUAAAAGAGGUAACUGCCGCUGUUGAUAUUUGCAAAUGUGAAGACUGUAAGUGUGGUCCUUAUGGUAAUUGUGACACUACCAAUGGAAAUGUACCAGAAAGUAAUGGUUGUUGUGCAUCUAAACAGGUAGAUAAUUUUAGUUGCGGCAACGAGGCUGAGUCAAUGACAAGUCUUGGUGGCGAUCUAAGCAGUGACUGCAUUGAAAGUAAUUGCUGUGUGGUUGUUUGUCUCAAAUCUUUAGAGCAGCUUAAGCAGUUGUUGCGAUUAGCAAAUGACUGUGGCAAUUUACAACAGCUAUCCAUCGGGUGCGUUCGAGGUACUUGUGCAAUACAAAAUCACUAAAUGUGAUCGUUUGAUGUGAAUUAGUUUACUAAUAUGCAAUUUUAGCAAAUACCAUGACAUUGGGUAUUUUUGAUAUUUAUUUACGUAUUGACACCUUUAUUGUGGUUUUCAGUUGUCUUCAGCCUUUGAUUUGAAAUUUGCUAGUUUUCUUUGUGUUAUACAGAACACUAAGCCUAGCUUAAUCGGAGUGGACAUUGGCAUGCGGUUGAGUAAUUACUCACAUGUAACUGCCACCAUAUUGGUGUAGUUUCCUUAGGGCAGGUGUAUGGGUGAUUCCAGCGAUAAGUAAAUAUACUUAAAUAUCCCAUUUACAAUUAUCAACAUAAAUACUACACAACACAUAUCUCAGGUCCAUAUGAUUAAUUAGACUUAAUUUUCAUGUUUAACUUGUAUUUAGAACAAUUUAACUAGUCAUGUUAGCAUAAGAUUCAAAUCAAAUAUCAAAGAACAACUAAGAACCACAAUUACUUUUCCAAUGUGAGAUUUUUAUUAUUAACAUGUUGUUUUUAAUAACGGUAAGAUUAGAUAAUGAUUCAACUGAUCCCCUUCAGUUACUAAACAAUAAUAAUUUUUUUAUUGUUGAGACUGAGGAAUUUUUAAGUUAUAAUUGUGUUUGUACUAGUCAAUAUGUUAAUUGAGAUAAUACUUAACAAUUUAAUACUGUUCUAUUGACAGUAUUUGUGUUACAAUUACCUAUGUUGUUUUCUAAUAUUUUGUAACUUAGUUGUUUUUUUUAUUGUACCUGACCAAAGAUUAAAUGGUGUGAUUACA
Messenger RNA from Photinus pyralis (common eastern firefly), 3206 nucleotides. RefSeq lists its product as uncharacterized. The transcript is spliced from 5 exons. The coding region runs from base 105 to 2435 and encodes 776 amino acids. Gene Ontology annotation, cellular component: nucleus. NCBI's taxonomy places the organism in Eukaryota, Metazoa, Arthropoda, Insecta, Coleoptera, Lampyridae. The record is from RefSeq and is a predicted model, not a curated record. Gene Ontology annotation, biological process: regulation of transcription by RNA polymerase II.